CCCUUGUUAAUUACCAGAGAAACCCACCGGGAGCUCCGUCCGGGAUUUGCUUGUCUGAAGCAGCACCAGGCUCCGGUUUCUCCUCUGUCCCUUUCACUGCAGACCAGGUGCACCGCCUGCCUCUCGGCAGGAUGGACUUGGUGGACAGCUGCCAGUUUUCGCCUUCUGAGUACUUCUACGACGGCUCCGGCAUCCCUUCCCCCGAGGGUGAGUUUGGGGAUGAGUUUGAGCCCAGAGUGGCUGCCUUCAGGGCGCACAAAGCAGAGCUGCAGGGCUCGGAUGAGGACGAACACGUGCGGGCUCCUACCGGCCACCACCAGGCUGGACACUGUCUCAUGUGGGCCUGCAAAGCCUGCAAGAGGAAGUCCACCACCAUGGAUCGGCGGAGGGCAGCCACCAUGCGCGAGCGGAGGCGCCUGAAGAAGGUCAACCAGGCCUUCGAGACGCUCAAGAGGUGCACCACUGCCAACCCCAACCAGAGGCUGCCCAAGGUGGAGAUCCUCAGGAAUGCCAUCCGCUACAUCGAGAGUCUGCAAGAGCUGCUGAGGGCACAGGUGGAGAACUACUACGGCCUGCCGGGACAGAGCUGCUCCGAGCCCACCAGCCCCACCUCCAGCUGCUCCGACGGCGUGCCUGAAUGUAACAGUCCUGUCUGGUCCAGAAAAAGCAGCAGUUUUGACAGUGUCUACUGUACUGAUGUACCAAAUGUAUAUGCUGCAGAUAAAAGUUCCUUAUCCAGCUUGGAUUGCUUAUCCAGCAUAGUGGACCGGAUCACCUCCUCAGAGCAACCAGGGUUGCCUCUCCAGGACCCAGCCUCUCUCUCCCCGAUUGCCAGUACCGAUUCACAGCCCACAACUCCAGGGGCCUCGAGUUCCAGGCUUAUCUAUCAUGUGCUAUAAACUAGACCAGUUCUGCCAGGAGGGCCUAUUACACAGAAGGAAGGAGGCCCUGAGUCCUAAACCAAGACAGCCUGUAUAUAAAAAAUUAUUUCCAGUUGUAAAUUUGUAAAUACUUUCUUGAAACUUUAUAAGAAUGUGCAUUUGACUAAAAAGUCACCCUUGCAAUUACUACUUUAUCUUUCUUCUUUGCUUUAGAAAUAUGCUUCUAUAUAAUAUUGUUUCUGAAGAUAGUCAUGAUGCUUAACUUAUAUACAUAUUUUUAUAAAUAAUACUCAUCAAAAUAUUAUCUCCAGUAUUUGGAUUUUUUUUCUUUAAAACAUUAGAGUAGCUGGGAUCAGUUAAAGGGAAUUUUAAAUAUAUUUAACUUUUGUUUUUCUCUUUAAUCCUUUAGCUGUUUUUGUAUUAAAUAAACAUAUCACAACACUGCCUAACAGUAUAUACUUCGAUCUUUUUUUAUAAUAAACACAUCUUUUUGUAAGCAAAAAAAAUAAUACUUUAUGGGUAAUUUCAAGAUAUAAGAAAUUUUGGA
Molecule: messenger RNA, 1428 nt
Organism: Nycticebus coucang (slow loris)
Lineage: Eukaryota; Metazoa; Chordata; Mammalia; Primates; Lorisidae
Gene: MYF5
Product: myogenic factor 5
Exons: 3
Coding region: 132-899 (255 amino acids)
Biological process (GO): positive regulation of myoblast differentiation; regulation of transcription by RNA polymerase II; muscle organ development
Molecular function (GO): DNA-binding transcription factor activity, RNA polymerase II-specific; RNA polymerase II cis-regulatory region sequence-specific DNA binding; protein dimerization activity
Source: RefSeq, a predicted model, not a curated record